CUACUAACAAUUAAUUCUAAUUAAAAAAAUUAGUAUAUCUCAUUCCUCAUAAAUAAGAUAUGUAACUGAAAAAAUACACACAACAUCAUCUGACCUGCAAUCUUAUUGUUCCACAUCUAAACAUUAAAAUCCCAGAAAAAUAGGUAAAUAUGGAGGGAACAUUGUUUUCCCCAGCUUUGGAAGGAAUGAAGCAUGUCAAGUCUGAACAUGGGGAGCUGAUGACUAAGCCUUUCUUGGAAGUUUGCAAACUCGUAUUGCCAAUUCUAGAUAAAUUUGGAGCUGCUAUGACUGUGGUUAAAUCUGACAUCAAUGGAAAUAUAUCGAGGUUAGAAUCCAAGUAUAACGAUAACACGUCGAGAUUCAACUACUUGUACAGUUUCGUACAGGCAGAAGUCGAGAUAAAGACUGCUAAAUCUUCAUCUAGCUGUACCAAUGGUUUGCUAUGGUUAACAAGAGCCAUGGACUUCAUAGUGGUGCUAUUUCACAAUUUAGUUCAGCAUCAAGAUUGGUCAAUGUCCCAAGCUUGCAACGAUUCUUACGCCAAGACAUUGAAGAAAUGGCACGGAUGGCUUGCUAGUUCAAGCUUUACGGUUGCGAUAAAGCUUGCUCCAGAUAGGAAAAAGUUCAUGGAGGUUAUAGGUGGCAACGGUGACAUCUAUGGUGAUAUGGAAAAGUUUUGUACGACGUUUUCACCUAUACUUCAGCAAAUCCACAAAUUUCUGGCUAGUGUUGGCUUGGACGGUAUGAAAGCUUCAUGAUCAACUUCUCCAGUUUCAGCAUUCUGAAGUUCUAAAGUGUAGAUCUUCACUAUAUUUGUUGAUUCUAUUUUCAUUUUGUCCCAAUUUUUCAACAGCAUUGUUACUUCUCCCAAAUUUUCACUACAUCUGUUGCUUUUAUAUUCAUUUUUCGUCCCGCUAAAGUUUUAUGAUAUUUUCUGGCCAGCGUCUUACUCCUC
Molecule: messenger RNA, 955 nt
Organism: Nicotiana tabacum (common tobacco)
Lineage: Eukaryota; Viridiplantae; Streptophyta; Magnoliopsida; Solanales; Solanaceae
Product: glycolipid transfer protein 1-like
Biological process (GO): ceramide transport; intermembrane lipid transfer
Cellular component (GO): membrane; cytoplasm; cytosol
Molecular function (GO): ceramide 1-phosphate transfer activity; ceramide 1-phosphate binding
Source: RefSeq, a predicted model, not a curated record